Molecule: messenger RNA, 3648 nt
Organism: Tigriopus californicus
Lineage: Eukaryota; Metazoa; Arthropoda; Copepoda; Harpacticoida; Harpacticidae
Exons: 4
Coding region: 293-1633 (446 amino acids)
Source: RefSeq, a predicted model, not a curated record
AAGCUGUAGCGAGGAUAAAAGUCUUUUUGAAAGUGUUGUCGAGGAUUUGCUCCAAUUUUGAACUUUCUCAUUCAGUCAAGGGGUCCGAGGAGGACGACGAGGACGAGUGGUAAAAGGGAUGGAUCAUCCAUGCAUCGACAUACUUUGGCAGACACUGCAAGUAGCUGUCUCUCCUCACAAUCGGUGCUCACUUCAUUCUUGCCGUGUAUUUUCUCCGGUCCUUAACUAGAGGAUUGUGUCACAGAAUGGCUUCAUUAUGAACACCUGGCUCCAGCCUUUUUGAUUGUGAUUCAUGGGUACCAUGAUUGACUACAGAGCUCUGUAUGAGCAGCAGCGCUUGGAAAAUGAGAUUAAGCAGCGAAGGAUUACAGAGCUUGAAGCCAAACAGAAGAUUUUGGAACGGAGUUUCCGGAAAAUCUUCAAGUUGCGGGAAGAACUGAGGUUCUUACAAGAAGAAGCCGAAACCCAAAACCUAGCGAUACAACAAAAAGUCAGAGACAUCCCCAAUCCUCCCGAAUUAGAACCAGACACCUGCGAGGAAACUUUCCUGGAGAUAGUCGAAGCUAGCCCCGAGCCUCCGCGGAUUAAUUUUAUCAGGGAGAUUGACCCUAAAACAGAUUUGCCUUCUCCGGCUCUACCCCAAGUGAUCUACAAUUGGGACUCUCGCCCCCUGUCCUCGUCCAACUACAGAUUUCUCACCCGAUCCCGGUUCUACAGUCCACAAGUGGACGAGCUCAAGCUGAAUUUCCAGUUCCGCGUCAACUCAUGCAGACUCCCGGAUAAGAUCCAGGUGGAGAUCAAAGAUCACACCGGGCGGAUCGUCUUUCAAAAGCGCCAAAACAUCUACUACAUAAAACUCCAGGAGCGGAUCUCAGUCCUUGACCCUGGGCGUGACUACACACUUGAAGUGAAGACCGUCAAGGAUAAGACCGAGGCCACAGAGACCCUCACCAUCCACAACAAGCAUUUCCAGAAACCCAUCCCUAAAUCCAAACCCCCUUCACUCAUACCUAAGCCAUGUUCCACCAUAGACCUGAGUUUGGCCAAAGCCUUCCAGGGCCUGGUGGAGGAGGUCCACUGCCUUGAAGAAGCGGUGCCUAUUGAGGUCGAAUUCGUGCCAGAAGUGACGGCAUUGACGCCAAAGAAAGUGGAAGGGUUUAACCGCGCCCUUCGAAAUUCCUGUGUUGUCCUGCGGCGCCCUCAACCAGGGGUGCUGAAAAGACAGGGUCCUAUCCCGUUGGUGAAGUACAUCUGGCAGAGGGGUUUCAGGAAGGGCAAGGACGGGGUAUAUACCAAGGUGCCCAUCCUUCGCGUGUCGGCACAGUUCCCGGACAGUAAAGACAUUCUUCCGUGCGAACUGGACUAUCUGAUUGAGGGUGAACGGCUGCAGAAAUUUGCCCGGGUUUUACACCGGCGUUCAACUUGUGAGUUCCAGCUGGACGACAGCCGGGAUUAUUCCCUGGAAAUGAAGAACUCCAACCGAUUCCCAGAGUAUGAGAGCUUUUUCAUGCCACUAAAGUUCAAAGUCAAAGGCCAAACUGGGAUAUCCGACGCCGAAGAGUGGUGCGAGGUGUCAUUUGGACCUGAACCAUCGUCAGCCACCAGUUCCGAACCCAAUUCAUGGUCUCUAUGAAACAAAUGAAAAGAUUGAAUCGAAAUAGAAAGCAACGCAUCCGAACAUAACGCGUUUUAUUUCUUCCCAGAAUUAAGAUCACGGCACCUCAGCAUUGCGUCAACAGAAGCCAAUCUUGUCCAUAUGAAACAUUGAUCACUAGAGCGGCUCCUUGAGAAACAUUUUGGCCCAUUUUUGCCAUAUUACGAUGCCAACCUCGAAUCCAAGCACUUUAACAAACUUGGUGAAUUAUGACUUUACCGCGUGAGAGCUAUUUUUGAUUGUGUGUGCAGCCAACUCCAGUGUUGCAGUUCGUGCCAGUAUUGUUUUUUAGAGUCAGCCAUCGUUCUGCGUGCACACGGGUGGUCCUACAGAAUAUAAAAUUGCAUUGACCGAUCAAAGCCAAGUUUGGAGCACUAAGGUGCAUGAUACUCACAAACACAGACAGCUAACGGAAGACGCAAGUCCCAUGUAGAUUUUGAUUCAAAUCUCCAUGGCGUCAAGCAUAAGUAAGGCGGUGUUGCCGGCCACCAAGCUCAAGUACCUAAGUGAAUUUAACGAGAAGAAUGAACACCCAUUCACCUUCAUCUCGGCCAGGACUUCAAAUGUCUUCUGCAAAUACUGUGAGAGCACUUUUUCUGGCGGGCAAAAGGAAUUAUUCCGACAACACAUUAAGAGUUCUAAGCACUAAGCCAACAAGGUAUUGAAAAAGAAGCGCACAUAUACUCAGUCUCUUUUGACUGAAGUGAUUCCCCUCAACUGUAAAAAGUCAAGGGUUGACAUGGUAGGAGAGGACCUGUGUCGAGGUUUCCUGGCCGCUGACAUUCCCAUCAAGAAGCUUGAGAACCCCGUUUUAAGGGAAGUACUCGAAUCUAACUUGGGUAUCAAAUUGCAACGUGAAAAAGUCUUCAGGAUCAAACACAUCCCUAAGUGCUACGAGGACAUCAUGGAGUGCAUCAAGGAGGAUUUGAAGGAGGGACCAGUCUGGGUCAGUGCUGACUGCUCCAGGGAUGCCUUAGGGAGAGAAGUGGCAAACGUGAUUGUUGGAAUCCUUGAUGGCAAGCAAUACUGCAGGCCACAUUUGAUUCAUGUUGAAUUUCUGGAGAAGGCAGAUUCUGCUGCAAUGGCGCGUACCAUCAAUGAGGCUCUGAAGAAGGUGGAUCCUCAGUUUGACAUAACAAGAGCCAGGAUCUUUGUGAGUGACGCAGCGCCAUACAUGUUGAAGGCUGGGCGAGACCUCAAGAUUUUCUAUCCCAAGCUGCAUCAUUUAACUUGCCUCUGUCAUGGGUUGCAUUUAAUCUGCCACCUAGCCACAGAGGUUUUCCCAGACGCCAAUCGGCUCAUUGCAACGAUGAAGCUGGUUUUUCUUAAGGCUCCGACCCGUCGAGCCACUUACAAGGAAUGCUGCCCAAACCUCCAGUUGCCCCCAGAGCCUUGCCUAACUCGUUAGGGCACCUGGGUUAGUGCAGCGUCCUUCUACUCCAAGCACCUCAGUGAGCUUGAACCUGUCAUUAACAGCUUUGACAGCGAAGCUGCCAGGAACAUUUCAGAGGUCAAGGCCUUAAUGGCUAAGGACAGCUUGAAGGCGGACUUGGCCUUUAUUGAGACACACUUGUCCUUCCUUGCCACAUCCAUCGCUCAGCUUGAGGAGGCUGGGCUGACUCUGCACAACUCCCUUUCUAUUGUCUCCAUGACUCAAGACAAGAUUAACAGCAUUCCAGGAUCCAAAGGCAACAUUUUUAAGGAGAAAUUGUUGAGAGUUUUGGCAAAGAACCCUGGGCUCAAGACGUUGAAGGAAGUGGAUUUGGUGAUCCAGGGGCAACUACAGACCCUUCCGGCUGGCAUUGAACCUGCCACUGUUGCUGCCCUCAAAUUUUGUCCUAUGGUCUCAGUUGAUGUUGAGCGCUCCUUCAGCCAGUUCAAACACGUAUUUUCGGACCGCCGGCAGAGUUUUAAGGAGGAUAAUUUGGCACAAACUGUGAUUGCAAACUAUUAUUUCUCUCGUCGUCAAUAAACUCAAAAGAGUCUGGCCUGUU